AUGCCGAGAUUGUGCUACAGCUGCUCGGGGGCCCUGCUGCUGGUCUUGCUGCUUCAGGCCUCCAUGGAAGUGCGCGGCUGGUGCCUGGAGAGCAGCCAGUGUCAGGACCUCACCACGGAAAGCAACCUGCUGGACUGCCUCCGGGCCUGCCAGCCCGCCCUCUCGGCCGAGACGCCCGUGUUCCCCGGCAACAGCGACGAGCAGCCGCCAACCGAGAACCCCCGGAAGUACGUCAUGGGCCACUUCCGCUGGGAGCGCGUCGGCCGCCGGAACGAUAGCGCGGGGCGGAAGCGCGAGGAGGAGCCGGCGGCGAGCGCGGUCCUAGGGCCCCGCGGCGAUGGCGCCGAGGCGAGCCCGCGAGAGGGCAAGCGCUCCUACUCCAUGGAGCACUUCCGCUGGGGCAAGCCGGUGGGCAAGAAGCGGCGGCCCGUGAAGGUGUUCCCCAACGGCGCCGAGGACGAGUCCGCCGAGGCCUUCCCCCUCGAGUUCAAGAGGGAGCUGGCCGGGGAGCGGCCCGGGGCGGCGCGCGGCCCCGAGGACCCGGGCCGGGGCGCGGCGGCCCGGGACGACCUGGAGGCCGGCCUCGCGGCGGAGGCCGAGAAAAAGGACGAGGGGCCCUACAAGAUGGAGCACUUCCGCUGGCGCAGCCCGCCCAAGGACAAGCGCUACGGCGGCUUCAUGUCCUCCGAGAAGAGCCAGACGCCCCUGGUGACGCUGUUCAAAAACGCCAUCAUCAAGAACGCCCACAGGAAGGGCCAGUGAGGGCGCAGCGGGCCGAAGGGGCUUCUCUCUCUGGGGGACUCGACCCCCGAGCCCCCUCUCGCCCGCCCAGCCCUCGUGCCGCCUCCCGCCUGGGCCUGGUACGAGCUCAGGUGAUAGCGGCAGGUGUUCAACCCCGUAAAGCUAUUGUAGUUAGGAAAUAAAACCUUUCAGAUUUCA
Messenger RNA from Choloepus didactylus (southern two-toed sloth), 939 nucleotides. RefSeq names its product proopiomelanocortin (gene POMC). NCBI's taxonomy places the organism in Eukaryota, Metazoa, Chordata, Mammalia, Pilosa, Megalonychidae. The transcript has 2 exons. The record is from RefSeq and is a predicted model, not a curated record. The coding region runs from base 1 to 762 and encodes 253 amino acids. Gene Ontology annotation, cellular component: extracellular region. Gene Ontology annotation, molecular function: hormone activity.